AUAAUCUUUUUUCUCUUCUCUCAGAUCUAUUAUUUCAUGAAAAAGUGACAACCAUAACCUUAAAAUAAUUUGAAAAGUAUAUGUGUUUACUACUUUCAAUACUAUGGAAUUAUAAAAUGAAUUGUAUAUUUACAAAUCAUAAAAGAUAAUAGAGAUGUUUAGAUUUUGUAAAAAUUAUUUAACAAACCAAGAGAUUCGAUUAUUUAUUAAUUCUAACAAAAAUAGAAAAUGUUCUACAACUGAGGUGAAGGCGAAGGAAAGCACUCUUGAUAAUUGGAAAAGAUAUUGGAAGGGAUUAUACCUUGACUAUAAAGAUGUUGCUGUAGAUAUUUUUAAUGAAUGUAAAAAUCGACCCAUUCGAGCUGUAACCUAUUUAUCGCUUUUAGGCACUUGUUGUUACUUUCAUCGAGUCAAUCCUGAUGAAUGUUCAUUUCGAGAAGCUUUGUUACAAAACAGUAUGCGAUUGAUGUUUGUAGGUGAGAAUAAUCGUAAUCCAGUGUCAGUAGAACAUAUUGCUCAUAUGACUCAAUGUUUCAAUGAAAAUAUAAUAAGACGAGCAAACUUAGGAAUAAUAUCAUUUAUUUGGUUAGAUAAUUAUAGCAAUCACUGUUGUCAGUACAAAUCUCUCUGUCCUUACUUAAAACCACAAUACAUUAACUUUUAUGAAAGAAUUGUUGACGUUGGUUUUCUAAGUAAAUGGUGGAUUUUAGAAGAAAAAAUGAAAGACUAUGAUGUUAAUGAUAAUGAAUUUAAAUAAAUAAAUUUAUUUUUCUUGCUUUUCA
Molecule: messenger RNA, 782 nt
Organism: Chelonus insularis
Lineage: Eukaryota; Metazoa; Arthropoda; Insecta; Hymenoptera; Braconidae
Product: mitochondrial import inner membrane translocase subunit Tim29
Exons: 3
Coding region: 155-757 (200 amino acids)
Biological process (GO): protein insertion into mitochondrial inner membrane
Cellular component (GO): TIM22 mitochondrial import inner membrane insertion complex
Source: RefSeq, a predicted model, not a curated record